This is a messenger RNA of Pararge aegeria (speckled wood butterfly), 2990 nucleotides long. It is a transcript of the gene bowl, whose product is annotated as RE1-silencing transcription factor. Gene Ontology annotation, cellular component: nucleus. The transcript has 3 exons. The record is from RefSeq and is a predicted model, not a curated record. NCBI's taxonomy places the organism in Eukaryota, Metazoa, Arthropoda, Insecta, Lepidoptera, Nymphalidae. Gene Ontology annotation, molecular function: DNA-binding transcription factor activity, RNA polymerase II-specific; RNA polymerase II transcription regulatory region sequence-specific DNA binding. Gene Ontology annotation, biological process: embryo development; embryonic pattern specification; regulation of transcription by RNA polymerase II. Bases 413 to 2593 code for a protein of 726 amino acids.
CGCGCUGUCUGCGCGCACGCAGCCUUAUCGACAAGCGAUUAUAACCUGAAAAAACUCAAGUGAUACUGUGUUUAUAAAACUUUACUAGGAUUACAGUGAGAGAACUCAAACAUUAAAAAGAACAGUGCUGUGUUUAGUGCGUACGACGUGAAUGCAGUAACUCUACGUCCAUUAACUGUUUAUGGCCUGUGCAGUGCGACUAUUGUUGUGUGGAAGUCACUAAUCUCCUAUUCACCUGUCCACGCCAAAUGUGGUUAGACUGUGAAAUGUGACAAAAAAUUGCAAUGAUACAUCAUUGUUUGGUACCGACCCUCGGUUUGUAAACUUUGCGGGCGACUACCUGACUACUGGAGGGUUGAAAGCGUCGGCCGACCGAUCGGACAACCCGUCGCCUUAUGAUUUUUCCUGCGUGAUGUCUGACACCGGUGGAACAGCUGUAUCGAGGGCCUCUACACCUCGGCCAGCUACCGAAAACCUUGUCAAUCCACCUAUACGAUCCAGACAUGAUCAAUUCCUCGCAAGCUCUGCUGAAAGAGCCCAAAGACCUUCGUCCAGUGGUCGAAAUCCUAGUGGAAAUUUUGACUCACCUCCUUUGCCAUACCACCGACAGAUAACUACAGGCUCUCUACUAGCAGCGUCCCAUCGUGAAUCUUCUGCUUUCGUUCCUGUAGUUCCAACAAGAGCCAUGCAUCCAGUCAUGUAUCCUAAUGAAAUGCAUCCUCCAUUAUUACCUUCAGAAAUUAUAGAACGUGAGCGAAUCUUAGAAAGAGACAGAAGUGAAUCAGCCAAAGGUUCCCCAGAUAGGGCAUCGGCUAACUUUCAAAAAAGGAAUUCAUUUGAUUUAAUGGCUAUGAUGGUGGAAAAGAGAAAGGAGGUAGCUUUACGAGAAGCUGCAGCUGCUAUGUUGAUGCCUCACCACAGAACUUCAUCAAUAGAAGGAAUGAUAUCGGAUGGAUCAUCUCAACCUCCUAUUUACGGUCCUCCUGGCGCAUUUCUCGGAGCACCGGGUCCAUCGCCAACAGCCGCAAACAGUUUUACCUUCCCAGGAACAGGAUUAUUUCCUCCAGGGGCUGGCCCGCAUCAGAUGCAUCCACACCUAGACAGACGACUACUUAGAGCACCUGGUAGAGCAUCGAGACCGAAGAAGCAAUUCAUCUGUAAAUUUUGCAAUCGGCAAUUCACAAAGUCCUACAAUCUGCUUAUCCAUGAAAGAACUCAUACUGAUGAACGUCCCUACUCUUGUGAUAUUUGUGGCAAGGCAUUCAGAAGACAGGAUCAUUUGCGAGAUCAUAGGUACAUACAUUCAAAAGAGAAACCCUUUAAGUGCACAGAAUGUGGAAAAGGAUUCUGCCAGUCUCGGACUUUAGCCGUGCACAAGAUUCUUCAUAUGGAAGAGUCUCCUCACAAAUGUCCCGUCUGUAGUCGGAGCUUUAAUCAACGCUCGAAUCUCAAGACACACCUAUUAACUCAUACUGAUCAUAAACCUUAUGAAUGUAAUUCAUGUGGAAAGGUUUUCAGGAGGAACUGUGACUUGAGAAGACAUGCACUUACCCAUGCGGUUGGUGAUGUCCCAACAGGUGACGUUUUAGAUGUAGGUGAAGAAGAUAUAGGUAAACCCGGCUCACCUACAGAACCAGGUUUCGAAGACGAUGACCCUGAGUUGUCAUCUCCUGAACAUUCUCCAGUAAGAAGAGCACGUUCUUCUUCAAUUGAAAGUAUUGGAAGAGAAAAAAGUGAAGAAAGACCUCGCCCAAUAGAUAUAGGAGAGCCUUCACCAGUCGAACGCACGCAUUGCCACCAUAAUGAAGCUAGAGAUAGGGCAAGUCCUUAUACAAUGCGUCCACAGCAUCUAGAUAAACAUCGAAUGCUAUCGUCUGACAUGUAUGAGAAACGGCGAUUCACAACAGAUGAGAUUAUAGAAAAAGAAAUGCGCUAUGUUGACAUACCUGAACACCAAAUACGUCAUCCACAAUUACAGAUUCGUCGAGAUUUACACCAAGUUCCACCGCCUGAUCCUGCAAAAAUUAAUCAAAUGACUAGCUUAGCAAUAGAUCCUGGGCCUACAGGAAUGUAUUUGAGUCCAUUUAGGAAAAGAAGUCAUCCGCCUGAUAUUGGGGAAAAUGUUAGAACUUGUGCCGCUGUUUAUAGGAGUCGGUCACCCGAACCCACUAAUUUGACUAUGCCGAGACACGCGAUUGGUAGCAAUGAUGUUGUAAUUGGGAUACCACCGACUAUGAUAGCAAUACCACCGUAUCAUAAGUUUGGAUUGCCAUUGCCUCCGCCACAUACACAAAUUCCAUACGGUGCCGUUCAACAUUCUGUUCUAGGACCACAACAAACUGUCGCACAAGAUUUGAUCGUCAAACAUGCUCCACCGAAAGAUACAGCACCAAGCACUUCGACCAGUGUUACGAGUUGUAAAGAUGUCGCUCAAAACAAAAUGAAAGACAAUCUUGACAUAGACUCAAACUCUAUUGCUAAUGGGAUUAAAAAUAUUGUUGGUAUUCAGCCAAAAACAAAUCCCAAACCCGGGACGAGUCAAUCGAGUGGGCCGAAAAAAGGCUUUAGCAUAGAAGAUAUAAUGAGACGUUAAUUAUUCGUUUGAAGGAAUAAGUGAUAAAAUUUUAGAUUUAAUUGUAAAUAUACAUAAACAUAAUUUUAUUAUUAUUCCACGCUCUUGAUUUUAUAUGACAUUGACUCUGAGCUAAGCUCCAAGUAAAUUUUGUGGCAAACAAUAUUAUUUUGAGUUACUGUGAAGAUUGUGGUCACAUAACAAGUGUGUCAAGAUUUGAAUGUCAUAGGAAAUCAAGGCCCUGAUAGUUUUAAUUUUGAGAAGUAUUAUUAGAACGAAGUUUAAUAAGAGAGUUUUAAAGGAUUACUAGAGGUAUGAUUGUAAGUAUUUGUAACGCGGAUUUGGUUUUCGUAAAGAUCUCAUAAGAUUUGUUUGUGCAGUGUUUUGUUUACGUCCGAAAUUUUAAGAAACUAGAUUA